Mobula hypostoma (lesser devil ray) is the source of this 1609-nucleotide messenger RNA. RefSeq lists its product as uncharacterized. The record is from RefSeq and is a predicted model, not a curated record. Bases 213 to 1505 code for a protein of 430 amino acids. The transcript is spliced from 2 exons. Lineage: Eukaryota; Metazoa; Chordata; Chondrichthyes; Myliobatiformes; Myliobatidae.
UUGCCUACGGACUGACAGCCGGCUUAAGGCUGGUUUAGAUUUAUACUUCUACGACAAAUCGACGCCGUAACCUACGCCACGGCCUACACACGUUGUGAGCAUUUAUACUUGUGCGUUGGUGUGUCUGCAUCGCUCUGCAAUUCACCGCCAAACCGCUAGUUGGCGGUGGGGUUUCCAUGCCACUGCGUUGAGUUUCUUCGUGUUGAAACAAAAUGGCGACGGAAACUGAGCGCAUCGUGUUGGAGUUGGAGCUUAUAAAUAUCAAACAACAGUUACUUUUAUUGAAGUUACAGCAACGCAGAAAAGAGAGACGACGUCGGAGGAGAUGGUGUGUACGACCAUUGAACGGAUUGAGACAGAAAGAGGGUGAAUUUGCUGGGCUGAGAGACAUGGAUGAGGAAAUGCAUUUUAAAUAUUUUCGGAUGUCAGUAGGUAGAUUUGAAGAUUUGGUUCAUCGUCUCCAACCAUUUAUUUCACAUCAGUGUACGCACAGUAUGCCGAUAGACAUUGCUGAGAGACUGGCAGUCACCCUUCGAGUUCUGGCUUCAGGUGCAACUCAGCAGGCUGUAGCAGCUAGCUACAAAAUGGCGUCAAGCACAGUGUCCUCCAUAAUUUCGGAGGUCUCUACAGCUUUAUGGAAAGCAUUGCAGCCAGAGUUCCUUCCGUGCCCUUCAGUCGCCCAGUGGGAAGCUAUUGCUGCUGAUUUUUGGCAACUAUGGAACUUUCCGAACUGUGUCGGCAGUGUAGACGGAAAAUACUUGAACAUCAAGGCACCACAGCAUGCCAGGAUCGACUACUACAAGGACGCACACUCCAUUGUCCUGAUGGCUGUCUGCGAUGCCAGAUAUCGGUUUACCAUGGUGGAUGUAGGGGGAUACGGACAGGAAAGUGAGGAGGGCAUCUUCAAGGAGAGCAGAUUUGGUUCUAUGCUGCUUGAACACAAACUGAACCUGCCCCCACCAGCCAAUCUUCCAGGAACAGGAGUCAAAAUCCCGCAUGUAAUCGUUGGUGAUGCUGCGUUCCCCCUACACAACAAUCUCAUGUGUCCCUUUCCAGAGAUGAAUAUGACCAUGGAAAAGCAGAUGUAUAACUACCGUCACUCCAGAGCCAGGCGGGUGGUCGAGAACACAUUAGGCAUUUUGGUGGCAAGGUGGAGAAUCCUCGGUCGCCCACUAGAAUUUCUGCCUGACAAAGCCGUGAACAUUGUCAAAGCUUGUAUCGCUCUACACAACCUCCUGGCCUACACUGAUGAAGCCAACACUCCUGUGAGCAGAUACAUCCCUGCUUAUUUUGCAGACUCAGACGCUACAGGCUCACCUCAGCCAGGCGAGUGGCGAAGAGUGGUGGCCGGGGACACGAAUCUUCUGGAACCUCUAGAUCCUCAUUACCUUUCAAGGCGCCGCUCCACCAGAGCCGCCCUUGGUGUACAGAACGACCUGAUGACCUUCUUUCAAUCACCACAAGGAUUUUUGCCAUGGCAGAACAAAAUAGAGUGUAGUCAGUAAAUUGUAAGGACAUAAAAUAAAUGAACCUAUAAAUAACAUGUAGCUGUUCGAAUAAAAAAAAGCCCUGUUUUAAAGUCAAGAUGAUACUUACUUGCACAACAUUA